Molecule: messenger RNA, 3941 nt
Organism: Sebastes umbrosus (honeycomb rockfish)
Lineage: Eukaryota; Metazoa; Chordata; Actinopteri; Perciformes; Sebastidae
Product: long-chain-fatty-acid--CoA ligase ACSBG2-like
Exons: 15
Coding region: 220-2388 (722 amino acids)
Cellular component (GO): membrane; endoplasmic reticulum
Molecular function (GO): long-chain fatty acid-CoA ligase activity
Source: RefSeq, a predicted model, not a curated record
GGCCUUCAGGAGGAUUGCGAAAGUCUGGAAAGCUCUGGACGUGAGGUGUGAGUGCAGAGGAAGGUGGUAUGCGUUCAUGCCUUCUAUAGGCUGAUAUUCUCUCCAGGGGGCAACAGUCGAGCACCUGCGCCGAGCAAAGGUUGAUCCUGGUCUGAGACAAGAUCCAGGCAUCUGACAGCUUCAGUCAAUCAGCUCUGUCCCAGGAGAAGCAAAUACGAGAUGAGUGUCCACGAGGGUUUGGUUAACAGCAAUGGUGUCGCAGUCAUGGCUGAGAGCAUCUCCACCCAAAAGACCCACUCCACUCUCAUCCUCAACGGAGGAGCCACCCCAGCUGAGCUCCAUGUAACAUCUGAGCUGGAGGAAGCCACUGAAGGACUUUCACUGGAAGAGCCCAAGGCAGUUCCCUUGUUGGCGAAUUUGCCUCCUGCACGUCUGGCCCCAGCUGACCAGCUAUGGUGCACCAGCAGAGACAAGGCGGUCAAGCUGAGGAUGGAGGGCUCGGGUCCGGCCUCGGAGACUCCCCGGACCGUCCAUCAGCUGUUCCAGGACACAGUGGAGACGUUCGGGGAUUUUCCAGCCUUGGCUUCCAAAGCAGGGGGCCGGUGGGUGACCCUGACGUGGAGGCAGUACUAUGAUCAGUGCCGGGCCGCAGCUAAGAGUUUCCUCAAGUUGGGGCUGGAGCGUUUCCAUGGCGUGGGGAUCCUGGGAUUCAACUCGCCCGAAUGGUUCAUCUCAGACGUCGGCUGCAUCUUUGCCGGGGGUCUGGCAACUGGAAUUUACACCACCAACUCGCCCGAAGCUUGUCGCUAUGUGGCUGAGAGCUGUGAGGCCAACAUCAUGGUUGUGGAAAACCAGAAACAGCUCGACAAAAUCCUGCAGGUUAAAGAUCAACUACCUCACCUGAAAGCUAUUGUCCAGUAUAAAGGCGAGCUGAAGCAGAAAGCACCAUUCCUGUAUACAUGGGCAGAGUUCAUGAAGCAGGGAGAGGACGUACCUGACGAGCAGCUGGAUGCUGUGAUUGACAGUCUUCGGGUCAACGAGUGCUGUACUCUCAUCUUCACAUCUGGAACUACUGGCAACCCUAAAGGAGUCAUGUUGAGCCAUGACAAUCUGACAUGGACAGUCCACAUGGCAUCUUCCAUGCUCAGUUUUAAACCCGCUGAGGAGGUCGUGGUCAGUUACCUGCCGCUCAGCCACGUGGCAGCCCAGCUCGUUGACAUUUGGUUGGGUGUUCAUUUUGCCAUGACCACCUACUUUGCAGAGCCAGACGCCCUCAAGGGCUCCUUAGUAAACACACUGAAAGAAGCUCGUCCAACUUGUUUCCUGGGGGUUCCUCGUGUGUGGGAGAAGAUGCAGGAGAAGAUGAGAGCUACGGUGGCCAAGGUAUCCCCAAUGAAGAGGGCAAUCGGCGACUGGGCCAAGUCCAUCGGCCUGCAGUACAACUACAGUGUCAUGAGCGGGGAGAAUCGGGUGCCGUGGGGCUUCAUGCUGGCUAAUAAUCUGGUCUUGAAGAAGGUCCGUGAUGCGCUGGGCUUAGACCGCUGCAGGUUCUGCUUCACGGGCGCCGCCCCCAUCACCAAAGAGACUCUGGAGUACUUCAUGAGCCUGAACAUCCCUUUGUUGGAGCUAUACGGCAUGAGUGAAAGCUCCGGCCCGCACGCCCUCUCCAGUGACACUGAAUACCGCAUGACAAGCUGUGGAAAAGUGAUGCCGGGCUGCAAGACGAAGCUGGAGAACCCAGAUGAGGACGGGAGUGGAGAGAUCUGUUUCUGGGGUCGGCACGUCUUCAUGGGCUACCUGGACAUGCCGGAAAAAACAAUAGAGGCUCUCGACGACGACGGCUGGCUGCACUCUGGAGAUCUGGGACGACACGACCAGAAUGACUUCCUGUACAUCACAGGAAGGAUCAAAGAACUGAUCAUCACCGCCGGUGGAGAGAACAUCCCUCCCGUGCCCAUCGAGGACUCAGUGAAGGCCGAGGUGCCCAUCAUCAGCAACGCCAUGCUGCUCGGAGACAAGCUGAAGUUCCUCUCCAUGAUGCUCACGCUCAAAUGCGUCGUGGACGACAACGGCGAGCCCACGGACGAGCUGACCCCCGAGGCUUUGAGUUUCUGCCAGCAGCAUGGCGUCACGGCGACCAAGGUGUCAGAGAUAAUAGCCAAUAAGGAGCCAGCUAUCUACAAAGCCAUUCAGGAAGGCGUAGAGCGCGCCAACGCCAUAGCCACCUCCAACGCCCAGAAGAUCCAGAAGUGGGUGUUACUGGAGCGAGACUUCUCCGUCGAAGGAGGAGAACUGGGACCCACCAUGAAACUGAGGAGGCCCAUUGUUGUGAAGAAGUACCAGGAGACGAUAAACGAAUUGUAUGCAGUGGCCGCGGAAAGACCGUAGACUGUACUGCACGGAGAUGAGAUAAUGCUGACGACAGGCGGCCGUGAGAAACCUGCAGGGCAAGUUUAUGAACAUUGUGUUGUGCCCAGAUGUCGUGUUGAGAAAUAUAUAAAUCUCUUUUCACCUGAAUGUUAAAGGUGUAAAAGAGGUUUAUAAUUUAAAGGGGGGGGAACCUUGAUUCUGAUUGUAUUUAAAGGUCUAGUGUGUUGGAUUUAGGGGGAUUUAUUGGCAGAAAUGGAAUAUAAUAUUCAUGAAACUAAGAAUCGUGUUUUCGUUAGCUUAGAAUGAGCCCUUCAUAUCUACAUAGGGAGCUGGUCCUCUUCCACAGAGUCCGCCACGUUGCUCCGCCAUGUAUCGACAGUAACGCAGAACGGACAAACGGUUAUGUUACCUGAAGGCCAUCGUGGUUCUCCAACAUGCUUGUAAAGGGAGGGGUGAGCGGCAAGCACACAGGAAGAGCGCCGGGCUUUGAAGCAAAUUUUCAUAGUGGCCAUACGGUGGUACUACAACUUCCGUGUCCGUCACGUGAUGCCAUUGGGCCCAAAAAUAUUUUUUUCCCAUAGACUCACAUUGGGAAAGAAAUAUCUGUAAAUCAGCGCAUAAUUAUUUUUACGGUUAAUGAACUUCCCAGUACGAACACUUGAAUCGCCCUUAUUUAAAUCAUUACGUCCUAAAAGCUGUAAAAUGAACUAAUAGCUGAAUCCAGAGUUAUUUCCCUUCAUCAUGUGAAUGAGACCCAGUCCGAGGCUGGACCGAGGGCUGGGAGGCGGAGUUAAAGGAAACGCUAGUGCUUUUGCUCUAUGGGCCCAAUAGAUGCAGAAUUACACCAGAAGAUCCGGGUAAUUUAUCACUCGCCAGUUGAGCCAUUUUGCCAAGUUUCUUUCUUUAUACAUCCAUGGUGAACAGAGGGGUAUUCAGUUGGUUGUAAUCUGCAACCUCACCGCUAGAUGCCACUAAAUCUUACACACUGGUCCUUUAAUGGAAUAGAGGUUUGUGCUAUGUUUUAAUAUUUCUGUUGUCUGUUUUGAGUCGAUAUUUAAGCUGUUAAAUGUACAUACGGUUUCACUGCAGCUGUGCACGUUUUGUAAAUAAAACAUCGAAAUCGGAGCCAAAUCCUGCCAUUUACUGUUGGCACAUACAGGUAAAUUGUAUGCCAUCACAUUGUGAAACACUGGAUGGUGUCUGUCGUCAUUUUUACAGUUUGUGAUCCACUGUGGCCAAGAUGAAACUCUCCUGUCUUGGUCAUAAGCAGCAAUAUCUAUUUAAAGAUUUUACCGCAUUAAUUGCCAGUGUUCAUGUUGUGAGAUAAUCAGCAUAGAAAAGGUGCAGACAUCCAAGAGUGGAUGGAGGUUAUGUCUGAAUAAAUAUGUCUAUAAUAAGAUUAUAAGAAUAUCAAUAGUUUAAUCAUUUCUACAAUCACAAAUGCAAAUUUUAAAGCAUACAUUUUAAUUUGUGCUCCUCCAUGUACAGUUUGACAAAAAUGUAAAUGUUUAUUUUAAGAUGUUCCAUGAUUGUCAAUAAAAAAAGUGAGUGAUUUGGACAAAUUGACCAAA